AUGAGUCCACAGGAUGAAUUUGAGAAAGUUGCUGAAGACGAAAGAAGUGUUAUCGGUGGAGACUUAAAUGGGCAUGUGGGGAGAGGAUCCGAUGUUAUCAGCCGAGUGCACGGAGGGAUGUGUUAUGGCGAGGGAAAUGAGGAUGGAGAACGUGUUAUUGAUUUUGUCAUCUCUAACGAUAUGGUUAUCAGUAACACUAUUUUUACGAAACGACAAGAACAUCUUAUCACGUACAAGAGUGGCGGAAGAGCUAGCCAAAUAGACUACCUCUUGUUUCGUAGGAGAAAUAUGGUUGAGAUUAUAAGCUGUAAGGUAAUACCAGGUGAUCACGUGACCAACCAACACCGACUGGUCGUGAUGGAUUUGAACAUCAAGGUAUCCCGAGUGCAUAGUACACCGAAACCUGGACCUAAGAAGAUCAAAUGGCAUAGAUUGAAGGAACAGGAGAAGAAAGAAGAGUUCAAAGAGAGAAUACUCGGGCAAAUUAGCCAAGAAAUUGAAGAUCUAAACUCCUGGGGGAAUGAAACAGCGGAAUUUGCGAUACGUGCAAGAAAAGGGAUUUUAGGAGAAACUAGUGGAAAGAUCUGGAAAGAUAAAGAAAUUUGGUGGUUCAAUGAUGAAUUGUAUGAAGAUCUAGACAGCAAGGAAGGACAGGGAAAGGUUUUCCAACUGGCGAAGACAAGGAAUAAAAGCACGAAAGAUAUCGUACAUAUUAAGCAAAUGAAAGAUGAGAAUGGAAAUAUAAUUAGAACAGAACAAGGAAACAUCAAGAGAUGGGAAGAGUAUUUCUCUAAAUUACUGAACGAGGAAAAUGAACGGCUGAUCAGAGGUGAUGGAGACGCUAACCAGGCUGCAGUCUUGCAAAUAUCAAGGAUAGAGGUGCAACAGGCGCUGAAGAAGAUGGAAAACGGGAAAGCCACGGGACCAGACGGCAUCCCCAUAGAAGCCUGGAAAGCGAUGGGAGAGGAAGGCAUUUACAUGUUAAGGAUGCUGAUGAGGAAGGUGAUGGAUGAGGAGAAUAUCCCGACAGUAUGGAAAGGAAGUAUAUUAAUACCGAUUUUCAAAGAGAAAGGAGAUGUUCAAAAUUGUGAAAAUUAUAGAGACAUAAAACUAAUGUCACAUACGUUGAAACUAUUAGAAAGAAUAGAUGGCCGAAUAAGACAGGAAGCGUUUAUUGGAAGACAACAACUGGGCUUCAUGAAAGGAGUAGGAACGGUGGACGGGAUAUUCUGCCUUAGACAAACAAUGGAAAAGUAUCGAGAAAAUCAAAAAGUGUUACACAUGUUGUUUAUAGUCCUAGAGAAAGCUUAA
This is a messenger RNA of Penaeus monodon (black tiger shrimp), 1311 nucleotides long. RefSeq lists its product as uncharacterized. The record is from RefSeq and is a predicted model, not a curated record. NCBI's taxonomy places the organism in Eukaryota, Metazoa, Arthropoda, Malacostraca, Decapoda, Penaeidae. The transcript is spliced from 2 exons. Bases 1 to 1311 code for a protein of 436 amino acids.